Molecule: messenger RNA, 2453 nt
Organism: Myotis lucifugus (little brown bat)
Lineage: Eukaryota; Metazoa; Chordata; Mammalia; Chiroptera; Vespertilionidae
Product: RING finger protein 223-like
Exons: 3
Coding region: 603-1175 (190 amino acids)
Biological process (GO): protein ubiquitination
Molecular function (GO): ubiquitin protein ligase activity
Source: RefSeq, a predicted model, not a curated record
AGGAGGCAGCUGGGGAUGGGUGUGGCGCCAUGAGGGAAUGUGGGCUGUGAGUACCACGUCCUGUUUACCUGUGAGGGAAGUCAGACCCCUGAGUCAGAACUCACGCUGGGCUGCUUUGCUGGAGCCAUCAUGGUGUGUGGGUGUCCGGGCCUGACUCCUCGGGAACGAAAGGAUUCCCAGCAUUCCCAAGGCCAUGGUCCUGAAAUCCAAGUCGCUCCAAAGACUGAGAUGUCAACUGGUAGUUGAGCAGUUGGAGAAGAAAGAAAAUUGGGGAGCCAGCCUUACCAGAGCACGAGGGCUGUGUACCUCUUAUCUCCUCAGCUCCCCAGUCCUGGCAUCACUCUGGCCUCCUGCCCCAUCCCCCGACCAGCUCUGCCAGCGUCCACAUUCCCGGCCGCCGGCCUCCACCGCCCCCGCACGUGCCGCCGCAGGGAGCGGCCUGACCACUGCGUGACGCCUCGAGGGGCGGGGUCUCAUUUUUAAAAGGGGCCAGAGGCGGCGGCGCCCGCCCCAAGACCCGACCCGGGUCACAGGGAGGGCUAGUGCGUGCUGCCCACGGCGUCGGCCGCGUUAGCGACACCCUCGAGUCCGCGGCGGGCACCAUGCAGCUCCUGGUGAAGGUGCCGUCUCUGCCGGAGCGGGGCGAGCUGGACUGCGACAUCUGCUACCGGCCCUUCAACCUGGGGGCCCGCGCGCCGCGCCGCCUGCCCGGAACGGCGCGCGCCCGCUGCGGCCACUCGCUCUGCACCGCCUGCCUGCGCGAGCUGGCGGCGCGCGGCGACCGCAGCGGAGGGGCCGCGCGCGUGGUGCGCUUCCGCCGCGUCGUCACGUGCCCCUUCUGCCGCGCGCCCACCCCGCUCCCGCGCGGCGGGGUCACGGAGAUCCCUGUCCACCCGGACUUGUGGUCGCGGUUGGAGGAGAAGGCGCGGGCUGAACGUGAACCCGAUGAGGCUGGUAGCCCGGGCAGGGAAGGUGGCGACGCCGACCGAGAGGCCGACGAGGAGGAAGAGAGCGACAAGGGGUCGGGGCCGAGGAGCGCGGGGUGGCGCGCGUUCCGACGGCUCUGGGACAGGUUGCUGUCGCCCGCGCGCCGCUGGCGGCGCCCGCUGCCUAGCAACGUUCUGUACUGUCCGGAGAUCAAGGACUUGGCCCACAUGACUCGCUGCACGCUGUAGCCCCGGGGCCCGGAAGCUGAAGCCGGAGGGAGGUGGGAGCUGCGUUCCCGGGGCGUGCUGUCGUACCAGGGGUUGAUGCCCAGGCUACCCCUCUCCCAUCCCAGGACUGGCACGGACGAGGAAGUGCAGCCGAGGGCAGGAGGGAACGCCCUGGGAGGUGUUGCUGCUGAGCUGGGGAGGCUCCUAGACGAAUCGCCCCCAUCUGCUGACUGUGCCAGCCGUACAUAUUUAGGAUAGAGUGGCCCAGGGAUGAUGAUAAAAACAAAGUCCAUGUACCCGUGGGAAGAAGACAGAUUGUUUCCUUAGCUGUGACUUGGCUUUUGUCCAGGGCAACUCUGGUUGUGUGGGAGCAACAAGUCCCAUUUUAGCAAUUUUGUGUCAAUGGUUUGAAAAUUUCAAAAAAAAAAAUGGAACAGGAGAGAAAGAGGCUGAUUUUCAUGUCAUGUUAAUCUCACUUCUCUACCACUAAGAGACUUGAGAAAAACAAGCCGUUUGGUUUGGCCCCCACCCCCACCCCAGUGCUGACAUGCCCACUGUCUCCCCACUCCCAGUACUGUAUUCCUAAAAUUAUCCAGAUGCCUCUGGCCUGCCUCGUUUCAGAAUCCCCCUCCAACCUGUUAGGGCAGGUAUCAGAAGGUCCAAAGAACAUUCAUCUGAGGCACUUAAUUAGGGCCUAUCAAGGAUAGAAAAGAGGCAUUUGGUAAAGGCAUCAGGUUUUAAAUCCCAUCAGUAUCUUAUAGUCCAGUCAAUGGGGGCUUGUUGGAAGUGUCAGGAUUCCACUUCACUUGCUGAAUCAGAACCUGCAUUUUAAUUAUCAGCCCAGGUCCUAGAUGCUCUAGGAUGUUACCAUCUAUGGGCGAAAUAUUUAGAACACAAAUGGUAUUUAACAAACUAUACACUAUUUCAUUGAAGGUUCUAAAGUGACAUUCUGUUGAAGAAAUCUAAAUUCAUGUGCAUAGUUGGAUUUUCCUGAGUUAAAAAUGUGAAUUUAAACCAUAUUUUGGUUUUUCCUGUCCUUAAGUCUCAGCUUAAAUGUUCCCUCUUUUGGGAAGCCUUUUUCAGCAUUCAACCUGGUGUUGCCCCUUCCCUCACUUUCUAUAGCAUAAUGCCUUGUUUUAUGUUCUUUGCUUUAAUUUUCAGAUAGUAUGUGUUUUGUUGGUAUCCCUACUAAAGUGUAAGCUUCAUGAGAGUAAUGACUGACUUGUGACUAUUUUAUCUCCAGUGCCAACAACAGUGUUAAUAUAUAGUAUGUACUCAAUAAAUGUUUGUUGAAUCUUA